CCCGGCGCUGCUCAGGGGUGCGGUGGGGUGGGGAAAUCCGGCCGUGCCGAGGAUGGAGCCCGCCUGGCAGCGGCUGCGUCAGGAGUCGCUGUGCCCUGGCGAUUCCCGCUGAAGGCCCGUCCCGAGCUGUGCGAUGGACUCCAUGUUUGAGGAUGACAUCAGCAUCCUCACCCAGGAGGCCCUGUGCCAGGAUGAGGAGUGGCUGGACAGCCCCAACACGGACCUUUCCAGCGAGAUGUGCUCGGCCUCUCACUUCGCCCUCAUCACGGCCUACGACGACAUCAAAAACCGCCUGACCAGCCUGGAGAGGGAGAACUCCACCCUCAAGAGGAGGCUGAAGAUGUAUGAGAUCAAGUACCCGGUGAUCAGCGAGUUCGGGGAGGAGCGCCUCUUCUCAGUCUACAACACCCAGGAGUGCUCCCUGCUGAAGAGCGAGAAGGCCAGCCUCCAGCAGCAGCUGAACCAGUUCCAGCAUGAGCUGCAGAAGAGCAAAGAGAGGGAGGAGCAGCUGGACGAGAUGAUCCAGGCGUAUGAGAAGCUAUGUGUGGAGAAGGCUGAUCUGGAGUCGGAGCUGCGGGAGAUGAGAGCUUUGGUGGAGACUCAUCUGAAUCGGAUCCGGAGCCUGGAGCAGCAGCUGAGACAGAGAGAUGGCAACUCCUUCCAGAACCUCAACUCCCAGCUGCAGAACCAGGAGGUCCAAUACCUGUCGCUCCACGGAAGCCCUGGCCUGACACAUGUGCUGGAUCACUCCAUGAGCUGGCAGAGCUCCCGCAGCCUGGAGCAGCCCAGCGAGCUGGAGGUGCACAGGCUGGAGGCCAAGCUGGAGGAGGCCCGGCACGAAGCCCAGAGCUCGCAGCGCCGGGAGGAGCAGCUGAAGGCAGAGUGUGAGAGGCUGCAGUCUGAGCUGAAGCAGCUCCAGGAAACCCGGGCGCAGGACCUGGCAACCAGUCAGUCGGAGCGGGAUAUGGCCUGGGUGAAGAAAGUCGGUGAUGACCAGGUGAACCUGGCGCUGGCCUACACCGAGCUGACCGAAGAGCUGUGCCAGCUGAGGACCCUCAGCUCCCUGCAGAGCCAGAUCCUCCGGACCCUGCUGCAGGAGCAGGCCAUCAACGGUGGCCAGAGGCACUCCCCACUCUCGCAGCGCCGCUCCCCGGCGCCGCCCUGCCCGCCCCCGGUUCAGCAAGGCCGGCCCCCGGUCCCUCAGUGCCAGUCUCCCGCGCUGCAGCGGCGGUCUCCUGUCCCCCCCAACCAGUCCCCCGCCCAGCAGCGCCGCUCCCCGGCGCCCCCCGCAUGCCAGUCCCCUGCCCAGCAGCGCUGCUCCCCAGCGCCCCCCCCGAGCCAGUCCCCCGCCCAGCAGCGCCGCUCCCCGGCCCCCUCCUGCCCGUCCCCCGCCUCCCAGCACCGGGCACCCCCCGCCAGUGAGAGGAACAUGAUGGAUCUGGGGUACUCGAAGCCCCCAAGCCACCACAUCAAAGCCAGCUUCCAGGGGCGUCGCAGCUACUCAGAGAUGAGCGAUGCUGCCGUCUACCGGCAGAGCCACUCCCUGUGGCUGCAGCCCGAAGCCUCCACGCUGCCAAAGCACCGUCCCUAUGGUGAGGUUUACAUCGGGGGGGCUGGCGGGCCCGGGAGCACCAGGGAUGCCUUCGAGGAGCACCUGCGCUUCGAGAAGCAGUCCUCGGACGAAGACGAGUGGAGCGUCCCCAGCCCCCCCAGUCCCGAAAUGGGAGCCAUCCGCUGCGCCUCUUUCUGUGCAGGCUUCCCCAUCCCCGACUCCACCACGCACCGGACAGCUGCCUCCUACUCCAGGGCUGAGCACGCGCAGUCCUGGCCGUCGAUCAACCUGCUGAUGGAGACGGUGGAUUCCGACAUCCGAAGCUGCCCCCUCUGCCAGCUGGCGUUCCCUAUCGGCUACCCGGACGAUGCUUUGAUAAAGCACAUUGAUUCGCACCUGGAGAACAGUAAGAUCUGAGUCUCCUCAUCCCGACUUCCUUACAGCCCUGGCCCCCUUUGGAUGCUGCAUGAAAACGUGGGGAGCAACACAGCUCCCUAAAUACCUCCAAAUCUUCAGUAGCUGCAGGAAAGACUGAACUGUAAGAGACUCACCUCUCCCUCUUCCCCUCCCUCCCCCCAUGUCCCCAGGAUCUGCAAUACCUGGUGAUGCUUGUGCCAGAUGGGGGGAUGCUGCGGUCCAGGCACUGGGGGAGAGCAGACCCGUCGGUGGUGGCUUCUUACAGAGGGUGUUGCUUGCCGUUUACUCCUGCUUCCUUUACAGCUCUGGCUGUGUCAUUUGGUUUCUCUGGAUGAUCUCAGGGAGGAUUGAUGGAGGAUGGAGCCCCCCCCCCCCCCAGACCCCCACUUUGAAAGCUGCUUCGGUGAGAGGCGCAGAGUUUCCAUGCACCUGUCUGUGAGAAUCUCAGUGCAGUUUGAGUCUCUCCCCGCAGGGGUUUAAUUGUUACAGGGUGGUUGGUUCUCUUCAGCUUUGGUCACUGUUGGGUCCCUGAGAGCUUUCAAACCAACCUGCCUUGGCCUUUGGCUGCUAGUUAAAGCAUCUUUCCAGUCCACUACCGCUGAUGAGAAAUGAAACCCACUUUCUAGAGGUGUAGCAUGGACAUCCUAUAAUAUUGCACUGAACUUCCUGUCGGCUAGGGGCCGUAGUCAAUGGCUAGUUUUGUCAUUGACUCCGGCGGCACCUAUGUACGUCCCUGGUGUAUUUCUAUUCUCUUUGACGUGCCGUUGACUCCUCCUACAUCCUGACACGUUGCUUUGAGUAGCUAGUUACCAUGUAGCAAGGAUCCUUUCUGUGUCCCGCACAGUGGUCACGCCCUCACCUUGCCCGCAGUCCCGUGACGGCCUGUGACACUGGUGUGACGGCAUCGUGUUAAUUCCGCGGCAGUCACCUGCAUGGGUCCAUGAUCCAGUGUCUCUCUCCGGCCUUACUAAGCACCUUUGCGUGGUACUGAUCUACACCAAGUCCAUUCAGACUGGCCAGCUGCCCCCUUUUCCCCCGCGGGGACUGUCUCAAUGGAUCUACAUGGAGUCAUUUGUUCAUCAGAAGUGCCCGUACAGUGAAGAUGCUUUUCCUAGCAGGACCCAGAGAUCAUUUUUGUGCUGGUCAAACCCCCAGUCCUUUGUCAUUCGCCAGGGUGCUGAUAAAACUAGCAGCUGUAGCAGUGCUUCUCUGGGUAGGCGUCGGCUGUUUCUCUGGGCCAGAUCCUCAGCUGGUGGCAUUCGUCCAAACUCUGGGGCGGGGAAGGGAAGGAAGAGAAUCUCGCUCGCUCUUGGCAGCGCCGUGGGCUGGGAGAUGGAGUUCGCCCUCCGGCAUUGGAGUGGAAAAUGUAAUUAAUAACGAACUGGCCCUUUCACCCCAAUGCUCUGCCUAGAGAUGAGCUGAAACCACUAACAGUUAAUCUGGAGCGACCAAAUCCCUGGCAUUUCAAGGGGUAUUCAGAGGCAGGGUUUGGGCCCCACUCUCAAAUUGUGCUGGGGAGUGGGUGUGAUGUGAAAUUGGUUUACUUAGGGUGAGGAUUCUCUGGGCCCACGGGGAAUCCCGAGCUCCUUGUCUGAGGAAACUUUCAGAAGGGAAGGGCUUGUCCAUACUUGAAGGUUAAUGCAGAUUAAAGCACAGUGUAAAUGGAAAGUCUAUUAGUUGUUCCCGAUUAACCCCCAUGCAUGGAGCCUUUUAUUCCACACCAAGAGUGCCCCGUUCUCAUUUAGUUUCACUCUGGCGCAUUAAGCUGACCGGGGACAAGGCUGGAAUACGCGGAUCCACAAAUGGAACAAUUCCAUGGCUAGCGGAGCCCUGGAUUGUGGGGUUUGUCCAUGGAACUGAGAGACGCCUGGAAUUUAGAGGUUUCCAAAUUGCCAUAAGAAGGGUUUGUGAUUUAACAAGGAUCAGAGCAGGGCAACCUGUGGCUCGGGUGACCUGGGGGCUGGCUGGCGUGAUGACUAGCCUCUGACCCCACAUGCUGAGUGGCCCACGGGUUCGUUACUGGCUGAUGGUGCUGACGACCCGGGGUGGAUGGAUGCCGGAAUUAUAGGACCAUGAAUUUACUGAUGGGCUUGAUGUGGAAAUCACUGGUUACGGCGCCCUGGCCUGCGUUAUGUGUAACUGACACACAAGCCACCCGGGGUGGGUCUGCGCAGGAGCGUGGAUCAUUUUGAUCCCUUCUGGCCUUAAUGGGUGUGUCUGCACCGCGGAUAAACUCCCAUGGCUGACCCGUGUCACCUGACUCGGGCUUGGGCUGUGGGGCUAGAAAGCUGUAGUGUCAAUGCCUGGAAUCCUUCACCCUUGUGGGGUCCUGGAGCCUGCACCCCGGCCUAACGCCAGACAGUUACAGUACAGUCUUAUAGCCCUGCAGCCUGAGCUCCGUGAGUCCUGGGUGUUUCAUCGCAGUGUAGACAUACCCAAAGUCUAUGAAUCAGAGCAAUUCCAGAUGCUUCCAAGCAGCGCUGAUGCCAGUGGCCCGUGUGAGGUGCCCGAGUCUAACGGGGACAUGGGCCUUUGGGAAAACGCAUUCAAACUGGUUUUGUGCAUUCUGGGGAGGUGGGGGCUAACACCCCGCCACUCAUGGCUUCAUCCUCAACCCCAUAUCUCAUGUUGUGCUGCAUCUCGUGGCGUUGGGCAAACAGGGCUCAAUCCUGCGAGAUUGCAGAAAAAUUUUAAGCAGGCUCUGAGCACCCUCAAGUCCCACAGACGUCAGCGAGGGCUGAAAGGGCUUGAGUCUCUUUGGAAGGCCACCUGGCAUAAAUCAGCGUAUCCCCUCUGACGUCAAUGGUGCCACGUCGAUUUAUGCAGACAGAGGAGCUGGCUGCGUCCUCCUCGGCUGGUGGAUCACUCCUUUCCAUGCUCUGGUAACAUACUCACCCACAAGCUGUGGAUCACAGGCAAGGACAAGCAUUUUCAGUGGACGGAGGAUUCCAGCCAUAUUGAAGUCAUGUCACUUUAAGGUUGGGGGAGGGGCCAGCACUUGGGGGGGAGGAGUCAAGGGCUAGAGAAGUGCCCGCGAGCAAUUUAAUUUCCCCACUACUGACACCACUUGUCCCACAUCCACAUGAAAUCUACCUCAGAGCCAACGAGAAGCAGAAAUGAUGGAGAGGGGAGGUUGGGCUGGGCCACCCGGGUCCAUCUCCAGGGAUCUGACGCAUUCCGCAUUGUGGCGCAAAGCCUGAUGUGACAACGCACGGCUCUGUGUGAAGAGCCCAGCGCGACCCCUUCCCCAUGCGUGGUCUGCAGUGAGCUCUCGGUGUGUCAUUUACUGUAGGCUGCUCCGGGCCUGUUACUUCAACCCCCCCACACCCACGCCCCGUUCUAGUCCAACAAUCUAAAGCAGAAAUAUGUGAUGUGGUAUAAUCUCCACCCCUCUCCCAACCGAGUACCCAGUCGGGAGAUCCAAGCGGCCUGUCAGUCAUUGUUCUGUGCUGCAUGCUCUUGACUGACCCAACAAACAUGAUCCCCAGCUCAGGGGAAUGUGGAAAGACAUUGGUCUAUAUGUAUCUUCCUUUUGUGUACGUUCUCUUUGAAGAGAUCCUGUGCUCUGUGAAACAGAAUAAGUCGA
Gopherus flavomarginatus (Mexican gopher tortoise) is the source of this 5555-nucleotide messenger RNA. It is a transcript of the gene TBKBP1, whose product is annotated as TBK1 binding protein 1. The record is from RefSeq and is a predicted model, not a curated record. The transcript has 10 exons. The coding region runs from base 134 to 1969 and encodes 611 amino acids. Lineage: Eukaryota; Metazoa; Chordata; Testudines; Testudinidae. Gene Ontology annotation, biological process: canonical NF-kappaB signal transduction. Gene Ontology annotation, cellular component: cytoplasm.